UUCUCCAAAAUGUGCAAUUCAAAUCAAGAAUAUUACUUGAAGCUGGAAGAGUUGAAGAAUGCCCACUUGGAGACCAUGGCAAAAUUAGAAAGCAUGUAUCGGAAUAAACUGUAUUUAAAAGUACAACCCUCAGACAAGAAAAAUGCUGCUUCUAACACGUGCUGUAGGCCAACUUGGGAGAAGAGCUCAUAUCAGCCUCUAAAUUUACACAAAUCCUUUUCAGACUCUGACUUGAGUGAUCUCUUAGGCUCCAGUAUAUCUGAUGGGUCUGACAGAGAACUAGCAUUUGAAGAAAACAGCAGUGAAACUGGAUCUUCAUCUGCAUUUGCUAAAGAACGGAUUGAAAAAAUGUGGGACGGGUUCUCCGUGGAAGACUACAUCUCCCGCACCAAACACAGCUUACCGAGCUCACCAGCCUUCAGAACGAUACAGAAGAAACAGAAAGCAUGGUCACCAAAAGUUACUGUCCCCAAGCCUUUCCAGAUGACUAUCAGAGAAGCUCGAAAAAAAGAGCAGAACAUCAAAUCGAAGUCACAGAUUGAAAUGGAAAAUAGCUUAAUGAAGAAGCAACUAGAGGAAGAAGCAGAGUGUCAGAAAAAAUUCCGAGCCAAUCCAGUGCCCGCUGCCAUCUUCCUUCCGCUCUACCAUGACAUUGUGCAACGGAACGAAGAGCGCAGGAGGUCCGUGAAAGAGAGAAGCAAGCUCAAGCUCUUGGCUUCUCAGAAGCCAUUUAAAUUCAUUGAGCGAGAGAAGCAAAGGAAUGAAAUGAGGAAAAUGCAAUUAAGAGAUCUCUCCACACCUGAAAAGAAAACAGAACUGUUCAAAGCAAAGCCAAUUCCUAAAUGUGUUUAUAGUCCAGCUGUUAGUGACAAACUGAAGGAGGAAGAGCUCUACAGAGAAAUCCGGAUCAGAAUGAGAGCGGAAGAGUUGCUGCGUAACUCAUCGCUACCCAACAGCAGACUGGCUUUAACAAAUACCGCUAAAAAGAAGAAACACAAGUGCACUGAACCGAAGGAAAAAGAACAUAAACCCAAGAUCAAAUCGAGCGUUCCGGAUUUUGAAGUGCUACACCAGAAAUUUCAGAAACGGCUCCUGCAACGAAAACAAGUGAAGCACCUCACAGUCUGUGAACCUUUUGAUCUUCGUACUCCGUAUAUUCCCUCGAGUAAAGGGAAGAUUUUGAAGGACAUUCAAGAUGAUGAAGAGAAGCUGAAAGAAACACGCUGGCCCUACGCCUCUCCAAGGCGUAAACCUCAAAUGAGACAUUCAAGUGCGCAUUCACAUCUCUCAGGAUUUGGAGCAUCUAAAUCGCCAAAAAUCACGGAAUUUUUUUUCUAAAAGCCAUAAGCCUUAGUUUAUUUUUCCAAUAGGAAUUCACUUGAGGAAAAGAGAAAGCUGGAAGAACAACAAAAAAGGAGCAGAACAAAGCAGAAACAAAGAACGAAAAAACUUCAGAAAAUUGUAACAGCUCGGGCUGAGGCCAAUGACCCACAUCAGAGCCUAGCUCAGGUGUCUAAGUCCAAAUUAAAAACAUUCAGGAAUUAUGAGAAGCAGAGAAUGCAAGAAUAUUUGCAAGAGCUGCAUGAAAUGGAAGAAAGAGUAAAACAAAGGCCACUGCUUUUUGAAAGAGUCGCUCAGAAAAACGCCCGAAUAGCUGCAGAAAAGCAUUAUUCUAACAGACUGAGAGCUCUGGGGAUAUGCCCAGAAUUUGUUUCAAAGAAAGGACAAACAACUAAAUUGCUACAAUGCUCCAGUGCUGAAGAUUUUAAUAACUUCACUAAUGCCAGAGAAAGUGUCAUCAAGGAUCAAGUGAAAGAAAGGGAAUCCUUUGAGGAAGCAGCUGGGAACAGUCCUCAGUCUGAGCCAUGGUGUGAAGAGGAGGGAGAGAAGAGCAAAGACAUCGCUACCUCCCCCCGAGAUGGACAGUCCAGUGAGCCAGAGGAUGAGGAAGAGGCAUCUUCUGCUCACCAGCCUUGCCAUGCAGGGGAGGUUGGGUCCAGCCCCUCUGACCAGCACCAUGAAGAAGAGGUGGAGGACGAAGAGGAAGAGAAGGAGGAGGAAGAGGAAGCAAAGGCAAGCCAGUCACUUGAACAUUCCCAGGAGGAGGAAGAGGAUCAGUCAAGACCCAGCUCGCGUUCUGACCAGUCCUGCAAGCGUGAAGAGGAAGGUCUGUCUGACCCUGAAGCUGAGGGGGCCUAUAGAUACGAGGAUGAAGAAUAUGAAGAUGAUGAUUCAGAAGAGAAAGCCAGUGAUGAGGAAGGUGACUGA
Messenger RNA from Apaloderma vittatum (bar-tailed trogon), 2268 nucleotides. RefSeq names its product family with sequence similarity 161, member A (gene FAM161A). NCBI's taxonomy places the organism in Eukaryota, Metazoa, Chordata, Aves, Trogoniformes, Trogonidae. The transcript is spliced from 6 exons. Gene Ontology annotation, biological process: cilium organization. Gene Ontology annotation, cellular component: photoreceptor connecting cilium; ciliary basal body; cilium. The record is from RefSeq and is a predicted model, not a curated record.